Zalophus californianus (California sea lion) is the source of this 5514-nucleotide messenger RNA. RefSeq names its product pleckstrin homology and RhoGEF domain containing G1 (gene PLEKHG1). Bases 511 to 4686 code for a protein of 1391 amino acids. The record is from RefSeq and is a predicted model, not a curated record. NCBI's taxonomy places the organism in Eukaryota, Metazoa, Chordata, Mammalia, Carnivora, Otariidae. Gene Ontology annotation, molecular function: guanyl-nucleotide exchange factor activity. The transcript is spliced from 18 exons.
GGCUGCGCAGGGCGCUCGGCGGGCGCGGGAGCCGGAGCCGGAGCCCGCGCAGCGCAGCCGCACCUUCCCCGCCGACCUGCGAGCGCGGACCCCGGCGCAGGAGCCGCCCCUCUCCGGGUUGUCUUCACUUGUACGACUAACAUCUCAGCUUAUCUGGAGCUAUAUUUUUUUAUAUUCCUUUCACGGGUUCAAACAUGUUUCCAGUGAGUUAUGGAUGGGAUAUUUUUGGAUUUUCUCAGUUUCUGCACUCUGGAUUUUUAAGAUACUCAAUUGACCGAACAGCUUCAGGGAGCCCAAGUAAACCCAGCCAUGCUAAAUGUUCAUGUUGAUUAUAAGCUAUGUCCUGAUCUCAGGUGAAGACAGACAUUGGGAGUCUUGGAGUGCAGACACUGGAAAGGCUUCAACUGUAAAAAUGUGCACCCGUUGUGUCUUGAAGUGCCAUCAGCUGUAACAGAAACUCCAGAUCGCAAGGCCUCCGCCAGGCAUCCACACACCCUGGAACCCAAGGCCAUGGAGCUCUCCGACAGCGACCGCCCGGUCAGCUUCGGCUCCACGUCGUCCUCCGCCUCUUCCCGGGAUAGCCAUGGCUCCUUUGGCAGCAGAAUGACCUUAGUCUCAAACAGCCACUUGGGCUUGUUUCACCCAGAUAAGGAAGCCGGGGCCAUAAAACUGGAGCUGCUUCCAGCCGGGCCGUUUUCCAGCAGCGAGCUUCAGCGGGAGAGCCGGGCUGGGCCGCAGGACACGGACCAGGGUGGUGACGUUCAGCCCAGGGCCCCGCGGGGCAUGGAAGCAAGUGGGGCGAGCAGAACAGGGGCCGAGUCGGCCACCAGCCCCAAGCUCCUCUAUGUGGACAGAGUUGUUCAGGAGAUUCUGGAGACCGAAAGGACUUAUGUGCAGGACUUAAAAAGCAUCGUAGAGGAUUACCUUGACUGCAUCAGGGACCAAACAAAACUUCCUCUGGGGACAGAAGAAAGAUCAGCCCUCUUUGGAAACAUACAGGAUAUCUACCACUUCAAUAGUGACCUUCUGCAAGAUUUGGAAAACUGUGAAAAUGAUCCUGUGGCCAUAGCAGAAUGUUUUGUGUCCAAGAGUGAAGAUUUCCACAUUUACACGCAGUACUGCACUAACUAUCCAAGGUCAGUGGCUGUGUUAACAGAGUGCAUGCGGAACAAGAUGCUGGCCAAAUUCUUCAGGGAACGUCAGGAAACUCUGAAACACUCUCUGCCUCUGGGGUCCUAUCUCUUGAAACCAGUUCAGCGGAUUCUCAAAUAUCAUCUCCUUUUGCAUGAAAUAGAAAAUCACCUUGACAAGGACACAGAGGGCUAUGAUGUGGUGCUUGAUGCUAUUGACACGAUGCAGAGAGUGGCUUGGCACAUCAACGACAUGAAGAGGAAGCAUGAGCACGCAGUCCGGCUGCAGGAGAUCCAGAGUCUGCUCACUAACUGGAAGGGGCCAGACCUGACCAGCUACGGGGAACUGGUGCUGGAAGGCACCUUUCGCAUCCAGCGCGCCAAGAAUGAGCGGACGCUCUUCCUCUUUGACAAGCUGCUGCUCAUCACAAAGAAGAGAGACGACACGUUUACAUACAAAGCCCACAUCCUGUGUGGCAACCUCAUGCUUGUGGAAGUGAUACCCAAGGAGCCGCUCAGCUUCAGCGUCUUCCACUACAAGAACCCGAAGCUGCAGCACACAGUUCAGGCUAAAUCCCAGCAGGACAAACGCCUCUGGGUUCUGCACCUGAAGAGACUGAUCCUGGAGAACCACGCGGCCAAGAUCCCGGCUAAGGCCAAGCAAGCAAUACUUGAAAUGGAUGCCAUUCAUUAUCCUGGGUUCUGUUACAGUCCUGAGGGAGAAACAAAAGCAUUGUGUGGUUCGAAAGACGGUUCUGCUCCAUAUCGGCUGAGAAGAAAAUCUGAACCUUCCUCAAGAUCACAUAAAGUUUUGAAGACCAGUGAAACAGCACAAGACAUCCAAAAGGCUUCCAGAGAGGAGGGGUCUCCCCAGCGGACCUCAGCGGGGCCAUCUCCCGCCCCAAGGAACAGCCAGCCGAGCAGUUCUGCCAUCAUCAGCGUGCUUCGCGGGGGUGGAGCCAUCAGAAACAUCUGGACGGACCACCAGAUCAGACAAGCCUUGUUCCCGAGUCGUCGGUCCCCUCAGGAGAACGAAGAUGAUGAAGAUGAUUAUCAGAUGUUCGUGCCAUCCUUCUCCUCCUCAGAUCUGAACUCUACCAGACUCUGUGAAGAUAGCACUUCCAGUCGCCCUUGCAGUUGGCACAUGGGACAGAUUGAGCCCACGGAGACCACCAGCUCCGGCCACCGGGUGGUCAGGCGGGCCAGCAGCGCUGGCGAGAACAACACAUGCGCUCCUGAAAUAAGAACUAGGGACAGUGGUGGCUCUCAGUACAGCCCCCGACGGGAACUGCAGAGUGACCCUAAAACAGAAGGGCAGGACGGAAUGACUCCCUUUGGGUCAUCUGUGGAGUUGACUAUUGAUGACAUAGACCACGUCUAUGAUAACAUAAGUUAUGAGGACUUAAAACUAAUGGUUGCUAAACGGGAAGAAGCUGAAUCCACACCCCCCAAAACAGCCAGGGACUCUGUUCGCCCCAAGAGCACGCCAGAGCUCGCCUUCUCAAAGAGGCAAGCUGGCCCCGAGAAGAGCUCUCUGCACACAGAGAGGGAUGGAGCUCUAACAGGUCGCCAGGCAUCGAACCAAAGCACACAUGAACUCCAGAUGGUGGAGGAAAACAUCUACGACACCAUAGGGCUCCCAGAUCCGCCCUCCCUGGAUUUCAAAUGCAGCAGCCUGAAGCGCCCCAAGAGGAGCACCUUCUUAGGGCUGGAAACCGACUUUGCAUGCUGUGACAGUCUGAGGCCCUUUGUUUCCCAGGAUAGCCUCCAGUUCAGCGAGGACGAAACUCCUUACCCCCAGGGACCCUCCGAUAAUGAUUAUUUGAGUCUGCUCUAUAACUCUUUCAGCUGUAACCUGUCUUUAGGUGAUAAAUCUAUAUCUGAUAAACUGUCUGAAGAAGUAGACGAAAUCUGGAAUGACCUGGAAAAUUACAUCAAGAAAAACGAAGUCAAAGCUAGAGACCGGCUCCUCGCAGCCUUCCCUGUCAGUAAAGAGGAUGUGACAGACAGCCUGCACUCCGAGAGCACCCCCGAGCUGGGCAGAGACACGGUGCGUUCCGUGUCUACCCUCUCGCUUCCUGAGGGCCAUGCUUUCCUCACGCCGCUGAAAGACAAGCCCGGCAGAGCUGGCCGGACCCACUGCCCGUUUGAGGAGGACCUGAUUUCUAAAGAGGGCUCCUUUAUGAGUCUUAACCGGCUGUCUCUGGCCAGUGAAACACCUCCCAUGGAAAACCCCUACGACUUGGCCAACAGCAGUCUAUCCCAACCAGACUUGGAAAACCCUGACCCUGGGAUGGAUGCCACAGAUAAGACAAAAAGCAGGGUCUUUAUGAUGGCCAGGCAGUACAGUCAGAAGAUCAAGAAGGCAAAUCAGCUUUUAAAAGUGAGAAGCCCAGAGCUGGAGCAGGCACUGGCCAGCCAGCAGCAUAAACCCACGCACAAAGACCUGGCAGCCAUCUUAGAAGAAAAGAAGCAAGGGGGUCCUGCCAUCGGUGCCAGGAUUGCUGAGUAUUCCCAACUGUAUGACCAGAUUGUAUUCAGAGAGACCCCCUUCAAGGCUCAGAAGGAUAGCUGGGCCAGCCCUCAAGAACCCUGCCACCUCAGGUCCACCUCACCUUCCCAGGCCCAACAUAGCAGCGAGGAUUGGCUUUUGCAUUCAACCUACAGUAACGGAGAGUUAGUGGAUUUCUGUCCCCGGCCAGAGCCAGACUUGAAGUCGAAACAUCCUACCUUAGCGAUCAGUGCAAAGAGCGCUCCAAGACAGCUGUCUGCAGCUUGCUCUGUGCCUUCUCUUCAAACCUCCGACCCCCUGCUGGGCUCCUUGCAGAGACACAGUGUCAUAGUCAGUCAGCCCAACAAAGAGAACUCUUUUCAGGGCCACCUUUACAACUCUUUGGGUCGCAAAGGCCUCAGUGCAAAAUGUCAGCCGUACAGCAGGUCCCGGUCCUCUUCCUCCAUCUUGAUAAACAAGUCGGGGGACUCCAUCAGCUACCCUGGGGAGAUGGGAAAGAGACAGCUGCUGUCUUCACACAAAAGUUCGAGGUGUGAGAGUCCCCAGGAUUUGCUGCCAGGUAUGGCUGACUCAUGUCCUCAGGGCGCUGAAAAACACUCAGAUCUCACGCUCCGAGACUCACAGAAGGUUCUGGUAGUAAGUAGAAAUUCACCCUUCAGUGCCCAAAUAGCGACCCAGAACUACUUCUCCAAUUUCAAAGAGACUGAAGGAGACGAAGACGACUAUGUGGAAAUCAAGUCAGAAGAGGACGAGCCGGAGCUAGAGUUCUCGCACGGCCGGAGGAAGAAAUCCGCCCCGGGGGUCAUGGAGGCCGACUUGCCCGAGAACGCCUGCAGCAGCAGCACCCCGUACUCUUUGAAUAGUCCAUGCACUCCAAAAAAGCCAAUAAGCGACAAGCUGGGGCUGUCCCCCUAUCUGACGUCGUACAGCGAUUCGGACAAACUGAAUGACUAUCUCUGGAGGGGGCCGUCUCCCAACCAGCAAAAUAUCGUCCAGUCGCUGAGGGAGAAAUUUCAGUGUCUCAGUUCCAGCAGCUUUGCCUGAGGUUCUUCGGAGAAGCCGCCCCGGGUCAACGUGGCGCGAUGGCUUGUAAAGGACCGAUACCCAGAGGUGUUUUCUAUGUACCAGAUUAAAACAGUUUUGUAAUAACCAGGCGUGUCAACCAUGCUUUCUUUUACACAACAGCUCUCUGAAAUGGCUGCCAAGCCAGCCGGGACUGUACUGUCUAGCCGGCGUCAGCAUCUCACGGCGUGUCUUCCUGAUGCUGACUGCCUUCAUGUUUCAUGCAAGUCAAUCUUACUUGGAAAGUUUUAGGCUUUUUUUUGUUUGUUUAACAUGAUGGCCAUGACAUUUUGUCCCGUGCCCUUGGCAAUAGUGCCCAGAGUCUAAGAAGUGCAGUAGCCCUCGCCUAUCAUCCAGAAGCCACGAGUAGUUUGAUUUUAGGACCCAAAGGCAGCAAGGAGGCUUUUCCACAUGUUUUUAAAAAAAAAAAAAAAAAAAAAGGAAGGAACACUAAAGCUGUUUGAAGGAUUAGGCUUAUUAUACCUGGCAUUUUGGUUACGUUCGGGACAAGACCCCAGAAUAACGUAAGCUAGAGAUCUCUAGUUAGGGGUGUAAGUGCACACUGCCCGUCUCCCUCUGCAUGGGUCACUCCUACAUCUGUUCACUCUAUUGUAGAAAUCGGGUAGCUGUGGGACAUCAGGAGGGAGCAAGAACGAUUAUAAGCAAAGACCCUUACCUCUAUUCCUGGACACGUUCCAGAGAAUGCGCUGCUUAUCGUGUUUAUUUUUGAUUGCUGGAGUAAAAUGAAUGAUUUCCUCCAAUGCUCAAAGGAAACUACAAGCAAGAAAAUGCAGAUUGACUUACCUGUUA